Messenger RNA from Penicillium antarcticum, 1734 nucleotides. RefSeq lists its product as uncharacterized. The transcript has 4 exons. Lineage: Eukaryota; Fungi; Ascomycota; Eurotiomycetes; Eurotiales; Aspergillaceae. Gene Ontology annotation, cellular component: fungal-type vacuole; membrane. The coding region runs from base 1 to 1734 and encodes 577 amino acids. The record is from RefSeq and is a predicted model, not a curated record. Gene Ontology annotation, molecular function: xanthine transmembrane transporter activity. Gene Ontology annotation, biological process: transmembrane transport; xanthine transport.
AUGAAGAUGGAUGAUCCACGGAGAUUUCCGGAAAAGGAAGAUGCACAACUAGAUGCGGACGACAGGAGAUCACAGAUUAUUGAAGUCUCGCCUGUCGCCGAAACCCGAUGGCAGUACCUGUAUCGAUAUUUCACCACGAGAGAGGGAUGGAUCGGGGACUAUGACUAUGUUUACCUCGUGACGCCAAAUAUCUGGCCCUUGAACAAGAAGUACAAAGACUAUGAAGCCCCAUUCUAUGGGUUAAACGACGAAGUCCCAAUUCUCCUCACGAUAAUUUUGGGUCUUCAGCAUGCCUUGACAAUGAUCGGAUCGGUGGUAUCACCCCCUCUAGCUCUUGCAAGCGGUGCUUUUUACCUCUCUGUAGAACAGAGCCAGUACCUCGUCUCAGCAGCGUUCAUCACAACCGGAAUCGCAACAGCCAUGCAGGUGACGCGGGUCCAUCUGACAAAAACACCCUUCUACAUUGGCACUGGUCUUCUAUCCGUUGUCGGCCCGACCUUUGACAUCCUGGCCAUUGCAUUUAGUUACGCGGAAAUGCGUUAUGCGAAUGGAACGUGUCCCGCCUCUCCUGAUGGAUCAAGACUUCCCUGUCCGGAUGCCUGGGGUGCCAUGCUUGGUACAAUCCUUUGCACUGUCUGGAUUCAGGUCUUGCUGUCUUUUGUUCCGCCCAAGACGCUUAAUAGGAUCUUCCCGAAGAUAGUGACUGGUACACUUCUUCUCCUCGUUGGGGUGUACUUGAUUUCUAGUGGAAUGGAAAAUUGGGGUGGAAGCUCGAACUGCAAUGGCGGCAAGGGGUUUUAUGCUCUGUGCCCUGAUACUGCCGCGCCAAAUCCACUGCCAUGGGGGCACCCGAAACUCAUCGGCCUCGGAUUCAGCGUCUUCGGAACGAUUAUCAUCGUCGAGCUUUUCGGAUCUCCCCUUAUGCGCUCUGCAUCUGUUGUCUUUGGACUAGCAGUUGGAUGUGCGAUAUCUGGCGCAACGGGAUAUUGGUCACGCACUAAUAUCGAUGCCGCCCCUGUCGCGACAUUCCUCUGGGUUCACACGUUUAAACUUUCAGUCGAUGGAGCAUUAGCCUUGCCUCUCCUCAUCCUAUUCAUUUGCGAAGCUGUCAGUUGCAUGCCGGAUAUCUUGGCCACCGCCGAGAUAUCAGGCGUUGAGAUUGAUGGCGUCGUGUUCAAUAGCCGUAUUCAAGGUGGUAUCCUCUGUGACGGUAUUGGUAGCUUGAUCAGUGCGUUGGGGACGGGCUUGCCGAUGGUCAGCCAGGCUGGAAAUAACGGUGUUAUCUCUUUGACUGGAUGUGCUAGCCGACGAGCUGGGUGGUGCGCGUCAGUAUUCCUAAUUCUCAUGGGAAUAUUCGGUAAAUUCGGUGCCGUCUUUGGCUCUAUGCCUCCAUCCGUCCUGGGUGGAAUGCAGGUUUUCCUCUACAGCACGAUCGUUGUUGCAGGUAUCAAAGUGCUUAGUCUGGUUGAGUUUACGAGGCGCAAUCGUUUCAUUCUUACGACUGCACUUGGUAUUGGCUUUAUCGAUAUCGUGUCGCCCAGCUGGUUUUCCCAGAUAUUGGAUUAUAGCGGCUCGAAUGUGCGAUUGCAGGGCUUUGAGCAGGGUAUCAAUUUGAUGGUGGAGACUCCGUUCAUCAUUGCUGCUGUUGUUGGGGUCUUUAUGAAUUUGGUUCUUCCUUAUGAUGGGAAUAAGAAGAUUGAUGGGCGUGAGGGAAGACCAACUCUUCCUACCUAG